This is a messenger RNA of Lagenorhynchus albirostris (white-beaked dolphin), 767 nucleotides long. RefSeq names its product chromosome 6 C2orf88 homolog (gene AKAP19). Gene Ontology annotation, molecular function: protein kinase A regulatory subunit binding. The record is from RefSeq and is a predicted model, not a curated record. The coding region runs from base 399 to 686 and encodes 95 amino acids. The transcript has 3 exons. NCBI's taxonomy places the organism in Eukaryota, Metazoa, Chordata, Mammalia, Artiodactyla, Delphinidae.
AGGACUCUCAACCACUGCGCCACCAGGGAAGCCCACAAGGUCUCUCACUGUUGUGACCUCUCCCAUUGCAGAGCACAGGCUCUGGACGCGCAGGCUCAGCGGCCAUGGCUCACGGGCCCAGCUGCUCCGCGGCAUGUGGGAUCUUCCCGGACCAGGGCCUGAACCCACAUCCCCUGCAUCGGCAGCCAGACUCUCAACCACUGCGCCACCAGGGAAGCCCAUUUCUUGAGAUGAACUAUAUGUGAAGAUUGGUGAAAGGGAACAUUGAUUUCUGAAGUAGCCUGGAGAGGAAAAGCACUGCUCAAUAUCAAGUGGACAAAUGCUUGGUGUUUUCCAAAGACGCUGUUGAAGUAGUCUUUGCUACUGCUUUCCUUGACUCAGUCAAAGCUCUCCAUAACAUGGGCUGCAUGAAAUCAAAGCAAACUUUCCCAUUUCCCACCACACUCGAGAGUGAGAAGAGGCAUGAGAGUGAAGAAAACUUUAUGCCUGAAGAGAGACUUCUACUCAGGAUGCCUUCUCUAGUUAAUGUCAAAGAGGAAGUGAAGGAACCCCUAGGGCCUGAAAUUGUGGUCUUUGAAUUUGCACACCGCCUGUCCCAGGAAAUCUUGAGUGAUGCCUUGCAGCAGUGGGCUGGCAACCACCUCAAGUACUAUGACAUCCCAUAUAUUGAGAGUGAGGGGCCUUGACGCUGUGUGUAGGAUGAUGACACUUUCUCCAACUGUGGAUAAAGUUGGUGCUAGUUUAAAUACAUGAAACAACAGCAAAAA